This is a messenger RNA of Knipowitschia caucasica, 231 nucleotides long. The record is from the annotation of a GenBank genome assembly. NCBI's taxonomy places the organism in Eukaryota, Metazoa, Chordata, Actinopteri, Gobiiformes, Gobiidae.
AUGGUGACGCACAGACGGAUGCGCCCUUGGAGAUCCCGCGGAGCCUCUCACUCUCACCCAGGCUCCUCUGUCUGCAGCUCUGGGGCUGAAGAAUGGACUUCCCAGCUGCUGUGCCAAACACGGACCCGUGACAAGUUGGAGUGGAUUGCUCCGUUCUUUCCACUUGGAGACGGCUCCAGACCCACGCAUCUACAAAUGUCAAGUGACCAUGGUUCAGCCGAGGCCGGAUAA